This is a messenger RNA of Ceraceosorus guamensis, 1161 nucleotides long. RefSeq names its product alpha/beta-hydrolase. The record is from RefSeq and is a predicted model, not a curated record. The transcript has 3 exons. Gene Ontology annotation, cellular component: membrane. NCBI's taxonomy places the organism in Eukaryota, Fungi, Basidiomycota, Exobasidiomycetes, Ceraceosorales, Ceraceosoraceae. Gene Ontology annotation, molecular function: lipase activity. The annotation marks the transcript as partial.
UACGCUCUGACCAUCUAUCAAGUCUUUCUGGAGCCUUUUCUGCUGCAAUUGAAUCUGGUCAAAGCAGGGUUUGGAGAUGCUACGUAUGGAAGGGGCGGAUUGGAGGAUACGCCAAAGGAGAAGAGGUUGAUUCAUGAGAAUAGGGACGUCAGGUGCGAGAGGAGGAGGGUGGCAUUGAGCAAGGAACAAUUGAGGAUCGCCAAGAGUUGGAGCAGGUUUGAGGAAUGCGCUUAUCAGGUCUGGCAGUGGGAUGGACAGCAGGGAGAGGAGAAGAUCAGCGAUGUCGGUGCCGAUGUGCUCAUCCUUCACGGCAUCAACAAUUACGGUUCGCGCGCCUGCAGCACAGGUCUGCACCUCAUGCGAAAAGGUUUCCGAGUCAUCGCUUUGGACCUGCCCUCUUUCGGACGAAGCACCGGUCUGCACGCCUGGCUGCCCUCUCUGCGUUUGAAUGUGGAAGCCGUGAGAGCAUGCUUGGACCACGUGGCCCUUUUGGAUGCCCAAGCGGGUCUGGCAAGAAGAAAGGUGUUCUUGCAAGGAGAGAGCAUGGGCGGAUUUACGGCUCUAUAUUAUGCUGCUACCUAUCCUUCCAUCGACACCUCUUCAUCCUUCAGACACGUCACCAGCCAGUCGGAUCUGGAUGGGGAUAGAAGCAUCACGGAGCAUGGCAAAGAGAGACCCGUCAUUGCCGGUGUUGCUGCUGCCGCUCCCAUGAUCGCCAUUUCGCCUUCUAGCAGACCCAGCAAAUUGGUGGAGAAUAUAGCUCGGGUAAUCAUCUUUUUUGCGGGCAGAUUGCCCUUUGCUAAAGGGGUCAAGGGCAACGUAUCGGAUGAUCCUCGUGUAGAGACGGAAUUUCUUGCAGACCCCUUUACGUACAAGGGCUACUUGAGAAUAUCGACCGGCAUGGCUAUCCUUCAAGGUUUGGCGGAACUGCAAGACCUCGCCCCGCGCAUCACGUGUCCCAUCACUUUUCAUCACGGCGCAAAGGAUAGAGCUACUUCGUGGAAGGGAACAAGCGAGUUUUGCGAGAGGUGCACGGCUAGCACGGAUAAGAGCUUUAAAAUUUGGGAAGGAUACGAACACAUCAUGAUGAAGAAUGUAGAAGGCCAAUCUCAGGAAGACGAAGCUAAGAGAAUGGCGGUGCUCGACGCCAUCACGGAGUGG